AUGGCAGAUGGGGCGCAGGCCAACCCCAAAGGGUUCAGGAAGAAGGUGCUGGUUAGCCGCCUUCCUGGGUGGAGGGGCCGGAGCCUCAGGGCUUCUUCUCCUGCAACAGCCUCCAGGUUCAGCCUGGGUAUGAAGAAAUUCUUCGCCAUCGCAGUCCUGGCUGGCAGUGUUGUGUCCACCACUCACAGCAGCCUGUUGAACCUGAAGUCUAUGGUGGAGGUCAUCACAGGCAAAAAUGCCAUCCUGUCCUACGUGGGUUACGGCUGCUACUGCGGGCUGGGGGGCCGAGGCCAGCCCAUGGAUGAGGUGGACUGGUGCUGCCAUGCCCACGACUGCUGCUACCAGAAACUCUUUGACCAGGGCUGCCGCCCCUAUGUGGACCACUAUGACCACACAAUUGAAAACAAUACCGAGAUUGUCUGCAGUGAGCUCAACGAGACAGACUGUGACAAGCAGACAUGUGAGUGUGACAAGAACGUGACUCUGUGCCUCAAAGACCAGACAUACAGGGAUCAGCACCGUGGCUACCUCAACAUCUACUGCCAGGGCCCCACGCCAAACUGCAGCAUCUAUGACCCGCUCCCUGAGGUUGUCACCUGUGAACAUGGCGUCCCCUGGACCUCUUUCUCGCCCUAG
Nannospalax galili (Upper Galilee mountains blind mole rat) is the source of this 636-nucleotide messenger RNA. It is a transcript of the gene Pla2g2f, whose product is annotated as phospholipase A2 group IIF. The record is from RefSeq and is a predicted model, not a curated record. Gene Ontology annotation, molecular function: phospholipid binding; calcium ion binding. Gene Ontology annotation, biological process: lipid catabolic process; negative regulation of T cell proliferation; phospholipid metabolic process. Bases 1 to 636 code for a protein of 211 amino acids. Lineage: Eukaryota; Metazoa; Chordata; Mammalia; Rodentia; Spalacidae. The transcript has 5 exons.